GGUACAACCAUGACUGGGCAUCUGAAGAUGACGACGAAUGUAGAAUGCUUGGUAUUUUACACCUUGAACUUUUCCAGUUCAUAGCGCUGCCUCAAUUUUUUCUCAUUGCAUUCGUAAUCAUAUUCUUAUACAUCAAAAUAUUUCAUUUAGCUUAUGUUCAAUCAAAAAUAAUGGAGAAAGAAUUCCUGAUGGUGAAUAGGAUUCAUAGAAGUGGAAUAAAGUCUGUUAAAAAAUUCAAGAAAGAUGUAUCGUUAUCUAAAACUGCUGUGAUUGUAUUGGGGUUAUUUCUUGGGUCGUGGCUGCCCUUUAUCAUUAUACUGGUGCUGCAAGUAUAUGGAAAUAUGGUGACUGACAAUUUCCUAAUCACAUUGAGGGGAUUCGCAACAUUGCUCGCAAUAUGCAACUCAGGAAUGAACCCAAUUAUUUAUGCAUCUAGGAUGAGAGAUUUUAGAAUUGAAUUUAAGAAGAUUCUAAACAUAAAACAGAAUCAGGUGGAUGUUUUGAAGCAGACUAUCAGUACGGGACAUAUUCACGAGUGGCAUAAUUUAUUACGUUUCAGGCACAGGGUAUUUUUAUUGCUGCAGCCAAAGAAAGAAAAUAUUCAGUAGCAAUAUCAAGAAAGACCAUUAUGUUGUACACUGCAGUUAGGACACACUGACUUGUAUUGUGAUUUAAUCCUUAACGAUAAACUUGAGAACCAUUAAGUAUUGAACAUUUUCCCCAGAGCUAAUGCAUAUGUUGCAUUAGUUUGAGGAACCAUGAUCAUAUGGAUGCAAAAACUAAUCUUACAAUUAAGGAUUAUAAUGUAAAUGAGAAAACAGCAGUACAAACCUAAAUAUUCACCGUAAUCUAAUGCCUUGGUCACGUUUG
Owenia fusiformis is the source of this 870-nucleotide messenger RNA. NCBI's taxonomy places the organism in Eukaryota, Metazoa, Annelida, Polychaeta, Sabellida, Oweniidae. The record is from the annotation of a GenBank genome assembly.